Daucus carota subsp. sativus is the source of this 1089-nucleotide messenger RNA. RefSeq lists its product as uncharacterized. The record is from RefSeq and is a predicted model, not a curated record. Lineage: Eukaryota; Viridiplantae; Streptophyta; Magnoliopsida; Apiales; Apiaceae. Bases 1 to 1089 code for a protein of 362 amino acids. The transcript has 4 exons.
AUGAAGUGUGCUAAUACCAGACAAAGAAGAGUAGCUGCUGAUUUCUUAUAUGCAUACAGGUUGAACUUUGUUGCACUUCGAAACAAGAAUCUACUGAACAUCAAUCGAGAACCACGGUAUCCACUACCUCCUCUUGAUCCAACUCAACCCAUGAAAGAUGAAACUCCUGUUGUAGCCUUCCAUCCUACCAAAGUCACUUUCUGGAAGUACAAAUCAGUGGAAGCAUGCACUCUAUCCCUUGAAGAUAUUGUAACUCUUUCAUCUCGAGACAUCAACAAGGCGAUACUCAGAGUAAAGCUAUAUGAAGAAAGUGAGCAAAUGAAUUUAGAUGAUGCUCUUCAACUUAUUUUGGUUGAAUCUCUAGACUCUGUCAUGUACAAUGUUGUUGUUAAUUGUACAAAUGCGAAACAAAUUUGGGAUACACUAGAGAUCAUAAACGAAGGCUCAAAAGAGGUUAGAGAAAACAAGAAAGAGAUACUGAUGGCCAUAUUGGUCUACCGGAACAAGUUAGAUGGUGAUGGAAUUGUUGUGAGAAACAAAGCCAUACUGGUCGCAAAAGGUUAUUUCCAAGAGGAGGGAAUUGAUUACGAUGAAACCUAUGCUCUAGUUGCUCGUCUUGAAACCAUCAGUAUAUUUCUUGCAUUUGCUGCACACUCCAACUUCAAGGUUUAUCAAAUGGAUGUGAAAAGUGCAUUUCUGAAUAGAAAGCUUGAAGAAGAACUAUAUAUUGAACAGCCUCCUGGCUUUGAAAAUCCAGAAUUUGCUGACUUUGUUUACUUCUUAUUCAAAGCUGUCUAUGGACUCAAGCAGAGAUUUGCUAAGUUAAUGCAGAGUAAUUAUGAGAUGAGUAUGAUGGGUGAAUUGUCUUACUUUCUUGGUCUUCAUGUAAGCCAAAAGGAAGAUGGUAUUUUCAUUUGCCAAUCAAAAUAUGUUAGAGAUCUUCUGCGAAUGUACAAUCCAGAACACUCUUCACCGGCAAAGACACCCAUGGCCACUGCCACAAAGUUUGACCAGGAUAAAUCUAGUAAGAAAUUUGAUAUCACAAGAUAUCAUGUUUGCAACAUGUUUGUGUGUUGGGUUCCAAGCUGA